Scophthalmus maximus (turbot) is the source of this 3119-nucleotide messenger RNA. It is a transcript of the gene mxd4, whose product is annotated as MAX dimerization protein 4. The transcript is spliced from 6 exons. The coding region runs from base 207 to 890 and encodes 227 amino acids. The record is from RefSeq and is a predicted model, not a curated record. Lineage: Eukaryota; Metazoa; Chordata; Actinopteri; Pleuronectiformes; Scophthalmidae. Gene Ontology annotation, biological process: regulation of transcription by RNA polymerase II. Gene Ontology annotation, molecular function: DNA-binding transcription factor activity, RNA polymerase II-specific; protein dimerization activity; RNA polymerase II cis-regulatory region sequence-specific DNA binding.
UGUUGAUAGUGUAGUUUGAAGUCGCCAAGGCUCAGAAGUGAACACAGCAGCAACGUUACAUCGCUCUGAAACUUCUUUUUUUAAUUUUUUUUUUAAUUUCAACUCCAUUACUUUAUGAUUUGUACAUUUGUGUAAAUAGAUUUUUUUUCUCCAAUUUUUUUUUUAAAUAACGAGACAACAACAACAACAACAACAACAACAACAACAUGGAACUUAAUUCUCUUCUAAUUCUGCUGGAGGCUGCAGAGUACUUGGAGAGAAGAGACAGAGAGAUCACAAUAACAAAUGAACUCAAGUCAUUUGUCUCUCUCCUGUCCACAGAGGCAGAGCACGGUUAUGCGUCUGUCUUGCCGUACAGUAGCGACUUUUCCUCAAAGAAAACGAAAACCUCGCCAAUAUCCAGGAAAACUCAGAAUAACAGAUCGUCGCACAACGAGCUGGAGAAACACAGACGUGCCAAACUACGGCUGUACUUGGAGCAGUUGAAGAAACUGGUGCCUUUGGGUCCAGACACCACGAGACACACCACACUGAGCUUGCUGAAAAGGGCCAGGAUGCACAUCAAGAAGCUCGAGGAGCAGGACAGGAAGGCUCUGAACGUGAAGGAGCAGCUGCAGCGAGAGCACCGCUACCUCAAACGCCGGCUGGAGCAGCUCUCUGUGUCGGGGUCCGUCGAGCGCGUUCGCACUGACAGCAUGGGCUCGACCAUCUCCACCGACUCUGAGCAAGAUGUGGACAUCGAGGGCGUGGAGUUCACCCCCGGCGAGGUGGACAGCGUGGACAGUAUCAGCGACGGCGAGGAAGAGGACCACUACAGCCUCCAGAGCAGCUCCAGCGACACCAGCUACACGGCCACACAUUCCCACAGACUGCAGCCGCACCACUGUUAGAAACAGCGCGACCAUCCAACUCCCAACCAGCUUCCUUGCCCUCCUGCGUCCCCUCCUCUCACUCACCUGCCUCCCCUGACCAUUUGCCAUCGCCGACGGCGCCUACUACCUACAUCAGACCAGUCCACGACGGCGGUGCACCCCGAACCAAUUCCUCCCUUCCCGGCCCCGGGUCUCCAGGAAGCAUAUGGAGCUGAAAUGCCACCUAAGCCUUCCUGACCCCCCCUCUGACCACUGACCCUACCUCACCCUACUGUAUCCUGCCCCCCUCCGACACGCCCUGCCCCCCCACUGCCCUCACAACUCCUACCCAGUGUAGCAGCAGGCUCAGAGAGCAGAGCAGAGUGUUGUGGUGGUCACCUUUGACUUGUUGAUCAGGAAAUUUUCAGUGUGUGUUUGUGUCUGUGCAUGUGCAGGAGAAAGAGGAACAAAAAAAAACAAGCAAGCAAGGGAGUUUAAGAGAGGUCAAAAACAAAAUCAAAGAUUCACAUCAUCUUCAUGUGGCAGUAAUACACAGCCGGGGCUUUGCACUAGGUUUGUGACAUUAAUGCCAAAGCACUUCUGCAAUAUACGCAACAUUGGGACCUCUAAAAGCAAUUUUCAUCACACGGUAUCGUCCCUUUGCACAAUAAGAUUGACAAAAGUUGCUAUUGCAGAUUUCCUGCUCGUUUCUUGACACUGACGGAAAAUGGUCAAAGCGUAAAAAAGAAUUGUUCGGCAUUAUGGGGAAUUGACUCUUGAACUCUUCUUCUUGUCCAGAGUCAGAUGAGAAGAUUGAUGCGGCCCUCAUUUCUGUCCGUUGGAUAUGAAGCUGCCAGUUAGCGUAGCUUAGCAUGAGGCCCUGGAAAUGAGCAGACGCAGAUUGGCCUGUAAAAAGCGAAAUAUCUUUGACCAGCACUUACUAUAAUAAGCACAUUAGAUUUUGUUUUGGGUGUUACGUGGAAGAUCAGGGCCAAAAGACAGUCGGGGCACGGGACGCCCCCAGAAGAAACUGCAAUUUACAUUUGUACACUUGGCUCGUACAGAUUUAACUUUAGAGGUUAUAACUUUAUAAGCUUUAGAAGUGCUUGUUGGCGUGUUUCCAGGGGAGGCGAGCUGCUGCAGAUUCGUACUGGCCGCACGGACGCGAGAAAGGCAUCGAUCCUCUCGUCUUGUUCCUCUUGUUCGUUUUGUUUUUGACCCCUUUCAGUUCCGUGGAUGCACUGCACUUCUUCUGCACCGGUGUCACCAAACAUUGGACUUUUCCAAUAGCUUAACUUUUCGUAGAUAAUUAGAACACCUUCAGAGUCAAAUGUGGCCAAAUGUUUUGGGCAACAAGACAAAGCUGAUGAAGUUACAGAGCUGCAGCGGUGAAGAAAGAAUGUAAAUAGAUGUACAGUCACUGUCCAAACCUUCACGUCUCCCUCUGGUUGGUUUGCCCUAACCACUACUCCACACUACUGACCACUACAAUCUACCACCCUGCGGUGUGGAUGGACUUACAAUGUCAAGAGAUUUGCAAGGAGUUGCCUCAAAACUAAAACUCUAUCCCUUAAAGAUUGUGUCUCAGUAGCUAAUUGAUGUAGCAAUAAAUGCACGAGGCGGGCGAUUCCUCGUGAGGCAGAGUUUGUCUUUCACCCUUUACCCUGUAGAUGGUGACAGGGCACUUACAGAGAGCGGACCCUCCUUUUUUCACUCAUGGAUCCUUCUCUCUCCCCCCCUUCAAAUGCCAUCUACCCCAGAAAUUUGCAUUUCUCUGCAGCUCUGUUACUUUUUUCAAGCAGCGUUUGCAACUUUUGUUGUUGUUCUGAUUAACAAGUCAAAGCAAAAGAGACAUAAGGACCAGCUCUAAUGAUUUGUUCUCUGUAGCGGAUUUUAUUUUUAGCCAACGUAGAAAAGUAAUGACAGCCAGCGGAACUUUUAAUUUCUAUAACUAAACUAUUGAUUUUUAUUUUCUCUCUCUUUGCUCAGCGCGGCUGAGGACCAACGUAGACGAGAUUCUUCUCCAGCUUUGUCUCUAACUGAUGCACAAUAGUAACUAUUGACAGAGGAGGUUGCUUCUGUUGCUCUCUGACCAGUUGUGUAAUCACGGGGCCUCUGGUCUCUGGGCGGCUCCUCAGGGCUCGACGUCUCGAUACUUCAAAAACUGCAAAGGGCCGAUCCACCACGGCAGGUCUGACCAAAAAAAAACUAAAAUUAAAAAAAACUACGACUCAAAAAACAAACAAACAAACAAAACAAAAAAAAACU